This is a messenger RNA of Arabis nemorensis, 912 nucleotides long. The record is from the annotation of a GenBank genome assembly. Lineage: Eukaryota; Viridiplantae; Streptophyta; Magnoliopsida; Brassicales; Brassicaceae.
AUGGAAGUAACUUCUUUCACAAACCUCGUACGUAAAACCCUCAACAACAACAAAAACCCUGGAGAGUUUGAGUUCCAAAUGUCCCAUCUCUGUCCUCUCGAGAUAGACAAAACCACUUCUCCUGCAGACGAACUCUUCUACAAAGGCAAACUUCUUCCUCUUCACUUACCUCCACGUCUCCAAAUGGUCCAGAAACUUCUAGAAGAUUACACCUUCGACGAUGAAUUCUAUAGCACUCCUUUAGCCACCGGAACGGUUACAACUCCGGUGACGAACAACACUCCGUUCGAGUCUUGCACUGUCUCUCCGGUAGAGUCUUGUCAAGUGAGUCAAGAGCUUAAACCUGAAGACUAUUUCCUUGAAUAUUCAGAUUCAAUAGAGGAGGAGGAAGAGAAGAAAUCUUGGAGCAAGAAACUAAGAUUGAUCAAGCAAUCUAGUCUCGGAACGAAGAUUAAAGCUUCAAGAGCUUAUCUAAGAUCGUUCUUUGGUAAAACAAGUUGUUCUGAUGAGUCAAGAGUUGCAGACGAAGGAUCGAUCUUGAGAUAUUCGAGAGUGCAACCUCCUUUUGGACAAAUCAAAACAGAGAGACCUAAAAAACAGAGUAAUGGUUCUGUUUCCGGGAACCAUAGGAGAUCGUUUUCGGUUUCUGUGAGGAGACAAGCUGUGAAGUGUUCGAACAACAAAUCAUCGACUGGUAGUUUAGGGUUUCGUCCGUUGCAGUUUUUGAAGAGAAGUACAAGUUCGAGUUCAGAGAUUGAGAAUUCUAUUCAGGGAGCUAUCUUGCAUUGCAAACAAUCUCAACAACAGAAGCAGAAACAGUAUAGUGUUAGUGAGGUCGGAUUCUGUUCGUUGUCAGCUUCAACAAUUGCAGCGAUGGAUGAUCAAGAACGGGCUCAGUUUUUUCGAGGCUAA